AUGCCGACAGACGCGACGGAGAGGUGACGUUUCUUAUUUCUCUUGUUCGGUCGCUGGUUUUUUCCAUGCUCCGAUCUGAAGGGGACGGUCGACACGAAUGAUGAUUUUGAGUCAUGAUGUUGAGUCGUCUGGUUAUUGUUUCUCCUUCUUCUGUUGUCGUCGGAGAGGGCCUCAUUUUUUGCCGCUGGAACCAGUUCUGCAUGUUGAAAUUCGGGAAUGCGUUUGCCAAUUUCCUUCUUAUCUUAUUGUUUACUUCCCCUGAGGUCGAUCAACUUGUCAUUGAUCAUGGAUUGCGAAAUUCUUGGCCGACUUCUGCUCGCAUGGGGGGAAUCGAUCUGGCUGCCGUUUGGAAAGCCACUAGGAUUCUUUUCUUUCUUUUCAUCUCGUGUAGUUUUUAACGGAAUUUUGUAUAAACAUGGUAAUUUACUUUAAAUGCAGAGAAACGAUUUUCUUGCCAUCCAUUCUUUGCUACACAGUGUCUUCUCCUCUGGAAUUUAGGAGCCAUUAUGACUUCAUGGCCUAAUUAUCUUAAAUGACCUUUUACCAACUGUAAUUCCAUAACUCACAUUUUCAAGAAUCUGAUAAAGCGUCAAGUCUUACGUCACGAGGAACACUUAGUGUUGUUCGUCAAACUAUUUUUUCAUCAAAUAGGUUCAAUCUCCUUCAGUUGAACUUCUGUUACCUUGCUCGGUAGUAAUUACGUGGGGUGAGCGGAUAUUGACGUCUAAAUCGCUACAAUCUAAAUUUUGGAGAUAGGGAUACUGAUCUAGCGGAAAUUUUUCCAGAGAUGUGGAAGCUUUCUUUUUCAAAUGCCCGAAAUCGAUGCCCACCAGAUGGUGCCAGAAGUAAAGAUCUCAUGUUUCGGCGUUAUGCAAAAUAUAACUGAAAAUUGAAACCCAGUUGCUGUUAAAAUCAUGCUGUGCCUUAUUUUUCAUAGCUUUGGCAUUCUGUUUGACUUUGAGUAAUUCUAAUUUUUCUUUAGUAUAUCUGGAUUCAACAGUAUAUCUUUGUCUAUUAAUGUUCACAAGAAAGGAAAAUAUACUGAUCUGUCAAUAGUUUCUUGAAAUUCCGCUCAUAAUUUCUUCUCCCAAAUUAUCUACCAAACAUUUCCUAGCAUUGCGUCUCUAUCCCCGAUCCACAAUCAACUUUCAACGUAUCAAUGUUUAAGAACAUGUUGGCAAUUUUUUCCAUCCAGGUUAUCUGCAUGUCUCUGAAAUGGAGAAAAAUGAUUCUCACAUUCUUCUCCUUGUGUUUUGUGCGCCAUUAAAAUAUUCUACUAUGCUUUUUCUUUGUUAAGAGAUAUUUAUUGAAUUUACCAUUUUAAUUUUCAGACACCAUUGCUUUAAGAUGGCUUAUAGUUUAGGUUUUUAAUUUGGGCCAUUAACAGAUGCUUCCUCGCUACAAUUGCGCCUCUUGAAGCAGUAUUAUUUGACAUCGAUGGAACUCUGUGUGACUCAGAUCCCAUCCAUUACUUUGCAUUCCGUGAGUUGCUUCAGGAGGUAGAGUUUUCUUCUUGGCUCCAUCAGAGAGUCUAGUUUUCUUCCUCUCUUUGUUGACCGUAUGCCACAGCCUUGACCCUGCACGAAAAAUAUACUUUCAGAUUGGUUACAAUAAUGGCGUGCCGAUCACGGAGGAAUUUUUUGUGAAAUAUAUUGCUGGCAAGCACAACCAAGAUAUUGCUAGCUUCCUGUUCCCAGACUGGGAUCAACAGAAAGCCAUGAAGUUUAUGGAUGAUAAAGAAGUCAUGUAUCGAAGGUACUUUUGAACUACUCACUCGAAACUUACUCAGAUCACAUGUUAAUUGUACAUAACAAGUAUGGAUGAGAAAAAUGAUAGAGUUGGUUGUACAGAUUGGUUUCAGAGAAAUUAAAACCUGUAGAUGGCAUUCACAAGUUGUGCAAAUGGAUCAAGGAGCGUGCACUAAAGCGUGCAGCAGUGACUAAUGCUCCCAGAGAGAAUGCCGAGCUCAUGAUCUCCAUGCUCGGCUUGUCUGACUUCUUUGAUCUGCUCGUGAUUGGAAGCGAAUGCGAGAGAGCAAAACCAUAUCCUGAUCCUUACUUGAAAGCCCUCAAGGGCCUGGGAGCGUCCCCACACCAUACUUUUGUCUUUGAGGUUAGCCCUCUUCUCAGUAAAUGAUGAAAUCCCCAUUCCCCUGUUUCUUUUCUUCUUAUUUAUUUAUUUAUUUUUAUUAUUUUUAUUAUUUUUUAGGAUUCUGUCUCUGGGAUAAAAGCUGGCGUGGCAGCCGGGAUGCCCGUCGUUGGCCUGACAACCGGAAACCCACCGGAGUUGUUGAGGGGGGCGGGAGCCACUUUGCUUAUAAAAGACUACGAGGAUCCAAACCUGUGGAUGGCACUGGAGGAGGAGGCGGCGAGAGCAGCUACCAGAACAGUCGCGCUGUGA
Messenger RNA from Spirodela intermedia, 2400 nucleotides. The record is from the annotation of a GenBank genome assembly. Lineage: Eukaryota; Viridiplantae; Streptophyta; Magnoliopsida; Alismatales; Araceae.